GUUUUCCACAUUUUGCCGAUUUGUUCCAUAUAAUGAGAGGUAGUGUUCCUCUUUUUCAAGAUGGAAGUUUGGGAGCUAUGCCUACAGACAACAAUUCUAAAAAUACUUCAAUAAUUAACUGAGCAAAUCUCCUGUUUUGGCUGCCCUUGAUAGUAUGUGAAGGCCUUUCAGCAGAGCACUUAUGCUUCUGUUUGGAAAAAGGAAAUGUACAAGAUUUAAAAACAGUCAUCCUGCAGUACAUCAUGCCUCACUGUCUUGCCUAUGCAUGUGCAACACACACUGGGUGACUUGAGGAAGGUGUGUCCAUACAUGCCUUCCCCAGGGAUGUUCACCUUUGCACUGUGUGGGUGAGUCGAUGUGGAACCGAUGUGGGCCACAUCCCGACUUUUGUCAAAGAAGUGAUGGGCAGUAAGAGAGCAAAGUAUUACCUGUGCUCUAAGCAUUUUAAUGACUCCAUGUUUGAAGGCAACUUCAUGAAACAACUUCUUCCUCCAAAUUUUAUGAAACGUCAGACUCGCCAACGCCUCAAGAAAAAUGCACUGCCAACCAAGUUCAGUCAUACACAGAAUAAAGAAAGAUCAUCAUCCAGUCUACGUAUUGCAGCACAGGAACGGAAAAAGCUCCUGGAUGAGUUACUGUCGACACAGCCAAGUACAUCGGACACAGUAAUGCAGGAAAUGGAUGAUAACCAUGCUCAGACAGAGCUACUGCUCCAGGACAAGGUAAAGGACAUGAUGAAGGAAGUGGAAGUCACAGUUGGCAAUAAUGUUGAUGCACCAGUAUUCCACGAAGAGACAAUCGGCUUCCAGAUGGAGAUCAGCAUUAAUGACAGUGAAUGUGUACAGGAAUUGAGAAAGCAAAUGCCCAUGUCACUAGGAAGAGAGGUCACUUACAAGAACAGAUACUGGACAGACUUUGCUUUGCUUGCAUUCCAAUUUGCUCUUGCAUGGAAAUAUGGAGGCACCUUUAUCGGCACCAGAUACAUAUCUAUGAAUCCCAUUUUGGAGCAAGACUUUGUGCUACAGAAAAAAGAUUUAUUGAUUAGUAAUAAAGUGUUUGGAUUUACAGCUCAUAACCAGUUUGUAUGGAAUUGUAUGGAAGACUUGAUUUUGCAUUAUGACAGAGCUGUAUGGGGACAGCAUUCUCCGAAUGUGCUUACCCGAGAGGUGAAUAUUCUCUGUGAUAAGUCAGCAGUCUACUUACAUAAUCGUCAGGACUCCCUUUGUGAUGCCUAUAAUAUAAAGUUAUUCCAUCAUUUAGAUUUCUGUUCCAUUUCAUACAAAACAUCAAAUCUUCUAAAUCACAGUGUUACCAAUUCUUUCCAAAAUCAAACCGAAAAUGAUGAUAGACAGCAUAGUACUUUACCUGUAUUGAACAAAUGGGAAGAUUUGUGCCUAAAAGAGUAUAGCCCUAUUUUUUACAGGGUAUUUAUGAGGAAAAAAAGAAACUGAUUACCUUUGAUUAUCAAACAUACAAUUAUUUUUGAAUGUCCAAAGAAAUAUUGCUCAGGAAUACUUAUUUUUUUAUCAUCUGCUAUAGUACAUUGUAAAAUACAUACGUGAAAAUGGUGAGUCAUGUUAUUAAGUAUGUAUCAAAUCUUUUCCAUGCUCAGAGUCCUUCCAAACACUGAGCUUAUCACAGAUUAAUUUAUAAACAGAUUCAGACAGCUCUUCCAUCACAGUUAUAAAUUUGGACUUUACAAUGAAUGGAAAACUAAAACUUUGCCCUAAAGUUAAAAUGGAACCAAAUAAUAAAUAACACAUUAUUAAA
Messenger RNA from Protopterus annectens (West African lungfish), 1770 nucleotides. RefSeq names its product alpha-1,4-N-acetylglucosaminyltransferase-like. The transcript is spliced from 6 exons. Bases 402 to 1451 code for a protein of 349 amino acids. Lineage: Eukaryota; Metazoa; Chordata; Ceratodontiformes; Protopteridae. Gene Ontology annotation, molecular function: acetylglucosaminyltransferase activity. Gene Ontology annotation, biological process: protein O-linked glycosylation. The record is from RefSeq and is a predicted model, not a curated record.